CAGAACAGGCUACACCGUCAGCGUAACAACGACGCGAAACUAUUCCUCAACGUUAUCACGAAACAUAAAUUGACGGAGAAAUAGCUGGAAAGCUCCAGUUGUGCUCCAGUAGUCGUAUGAUAAGCAUGUUGAAGGCUAGAGAAUCCCAGACUCAAGACAAAAAGCAGCCUUGUAUUGUAUUGUUUUGUAACUACGAGGGGUUGGUGCAGUUACAGUAAAUGUUACUCGUGACCGAAAGCACCCUACAUUAUUUUGUUUUGUAUUUGCGUACAACGGUAGAGUAGCAGUGAAUGUUACUUGAUACAGAAUGCAGCCUUGUAUUGUUUCGUUUUGGAUCUACGAGACGUCGGUAGAGUAACAGUGACUGUGUUUCUGCGGACAGAAGAUACGCGAGGUGAUUUACAUCAGAAAUCAGUGCAGCCGACGGACUCUGAAACGAGUUCGUAUCGUCCGUGUGAGACACAGAUAGAAAAAAAAAGAUUCGGGAAAAGCUUCUAGCGAAGCUGUUCAUUUUCGUCAAGAGUGCAAGCGGCUAAUUUAGCCGAAAACUCUUCACCCUGGCUCGAGGACUUAUGAUGCUUAGACCAGACACCAGGAUGGGACACAUAUCGCAUAGUCCUGUUGAAAAAAUGGAAGCACAUCCGAUGACUCAACCACAGCCACCGUCUUCAAGCCGAAUCCUGCACGACGUGCCAUGUCGAGUCUGCCAAGAUCAUUCGUCGGGCAAGCACUAUGGCAUCUAUGCAUGCGACGGUUGUGCCGGAUUCUUCAAGCGUUCGAUCAGACGUAACAGACAGUACAUCUGUAAGGCGAAAGGCGAGAACCUCUGCGUCGUCGACAAGACGCACAGGAACCAGUGCCGUGCCUGCAGGCUUGCGAAAUGCAUCGAGGCUGGCAUGAACAGAGAUGCUGUGCAACACGAGCGUGGACCGCGAAACUCGACGCUACGCAGGCAGAUGGCCCUAUACUACACGAACAAGGAAAGCGAAAUUCUGACCAGCAGCCUCACUAACGGUCUCGCUAACGGCCUGGCUAGCGGAAUCGUAGGCAACAUCGCUACCAGCCUCAGCAACAGCAUCGUCAAUCAGCACGGAAACGGCUACACGCCACCGCCGCAACUGAACACCGCGUUGGAUCUCGUUCUCCCGAAGUCAGCAUCGACGGGACCAUCGAGAGUAAGCGUAUCGCAUAGGCAUCUACAUCAUUCCCUCUACAGCAGCGCGCAUCCAUCCAAAGUUACAGACAUCAGUUCUCCCUACCUUCACCACCCUCGACAUCACCACCACCAGCAUUCCCCACCUCCGCAGAUCUUACACCCUCUGCCCACGAUCCGAUUGCCCUUGUUCAUCAUGGAAACGAUGUGCGAACAGGCAGCCAAUAUCUUUUUGCUGAACAUUGCUUGGGCCCGCGAGGUUAAUUCCAUUACGGGGAUCUGCCUGGAAGACCAACUGACCCUCGUCGAGAACUCGUGGCGCGAUCUCUUCGUCCUGUCGGCGGCCCAGUACGCACCUACCAUGGACCCAACGUCGCUGAUCCCACCUGGACCCAACAGCCUUGCAAUGUCGAUAGAGGUCAGUCGCUUCCGCGAGGUGCUCAUGUCCUUGCACACGAUGGCUCUCGACUCUCAGGAGUACGCCUGCAUACGCUCGGUCGUGCUGUACAAGGCUGGACUCGAGAACAGCGAGAUCGUGCCCAGCAGCCGAAGCAGCGACGGUUCCAUGUCGCCCGGAUGCAGCAAGCUCAGGGACGUCCAUAGUAUCAUGAAGAUGAAGGACGCCGCGCAAGCCGCGUUGUGCACCAAAGUCGACGUCAGCAACGCCGUCGGUGCUGUCAAGUACAGCAAGAUCGUUCUACUGAUACCGAUGCUCAAGCACAUCUCGGCACACUCUAUCGAGGAGCUUUUUUUCCGAAAAACUAUCGGUGAGUCCCCCAUGGAGAGAAUCAUCUGCGACGUUUAUCUGAGACGACGUGAAUAAAGACGCGGACGUUGUUGUUGAUUAUAUAUAGUUUUAACGCGUGAAUUGUACAUAAAAAUUAUACAUAUAUAUAAAUAUCUAUGUAUUUGGCAUACAUGUAUAUACAUAUAUGUGUAUGUCGGUUUGAACUUUUAUCGAGACAAUUCGAAGGUUCGAUGUAUAUAUAGAUCGAAAGAGUAAGAAUACUUUUAGGUCGAAUUCAGAAGACGAGGAAAAUUUUUGGUGUACACUUCGCUUAAGUUCAGCCAAUUUCAUUUGCAGUUUUAGUUAAGAAAACUUUUAAAUUUGUUUACCUUGUUAAAAAUUUAGUAUUAGAUUUCGCUAGUCCAAUCUUUUUAUUAAUAGAGUUAGGGAAACAAGACGCUGCUGGAGACAGAAUACGUUUUAAAAUUCUAUUUAGUUAUACUAAAUUAUGAAAAUUAUCCCUAUGCGACUAUAGAUAUGUAUCGUAGCAGAUAAAACGUUCUGUACAUGUAGAAAAAAAACUACGUUGUAUAAAACAUAAAUUAUUCGAUUAAAGAUUUAAAUUUUAUAUAAA
Messenger RNA from Nasonia vitripennis (jewel wasp), 2514 nucleotides. RefSeq names its product tailless (gene tll). Gene Ontology annotation, molecular function: zinc ion binding; RNA polymerase II cis-regulatory region sequence-specific DNA binding; nuclear receptor activity. The transcript is spliced from 4 exons. Gene Ontology annotation, biological process: anatomical structure development; positive regulation of transcription by RNA polymerase II; cell differentiation. Lineage: Eukaryota; Metazoa; Arthropoda; Insecta; Hymenoptera; Pteromalidae. The record is from RefSeq and is a predicted model, not a curated record. Bases 573 to 1976 code for a protein of 467 amino acids.